UGUGUCGGUAGCCGCUUUCGCAGGACGCGGCGAUAAUAAAGAUUGUACUGAUUUUCUUUUGUGAGCAAAUAUGUAUACGUUUGUUCGUUCUCGUGGAACUGCCGCAGAGAUAUCGCGAGUAUAUAUUGCACUGUAAAUCGCUGCAGAGGCUAUAAAGAAGUGUUUGUAAGAGAUUACCGCGCGCUCUAUAUGCCAUUCGUAUCCUAUUAUCCGCGCCGAUUGAUUGCGCCCGUUUAAAAUAUCUGCAGUGAGUUUGUAGUCGCUUGUGUAUUAUCCUGUCAAGUGAUAUAAAAGCAUUUUGAUAAGAAUCAAAGUAUUUGUCACACAGAAUAUUAUAGUAUCACUUUGUCACAACCAUGUCUUAUCCUGGUCAACCACCCAUGGGUAUUCCGGGAAUGCCUCCGAUGCCAUACAUGGUUGGUGCACCACCGCCAAUUAUAGGAGGAGUAAUGCCCAUGGCUCAUAUGAUUCCAACACCCGUAUCUGCGAUGCAGACAUCCGCACCUGCCGUGCGGUACUCGCGCAAUCAGAAUCGCCACGAUAAUAAUCGAAGACGCGAGAGAGAACCUGGCCCACCUGUCACAGUAUUCAUCGGUAACAUAAUGGACAGAGCGCCAGAUGUGAUGAUACGACACAUCCUGGGCGCGUGUGGACACGUUCUUUCUUGGAAAAGAGUUCAAGGAUUCGGUUUUUGCGAAUUUGCGGGCCCGGAUGCGGGUCUCAGAGCAGUUCGAUUGCUUCACGACAUGGAGAUAGGCACGAAGAAGCUUGUUGUCAAAGUGGAUGCUAAAGCUAAAGUAGUCCUGGACCAAUUUAAAGCUGAGCGAAGAAAGAAACUUAGGGGUGGUCAGUCACCUUUACAAGACGAGACGCCCAAUGACGGAGCCGAUGGCGAAGAGGGUGAAGAUUAUAUGGACGAAGGUAUGAGAGUGGUCGAUGCAGACGCACUCGCUCGAAUCAAUCAGAUCAUAGCUGAACAUACUGCUGAUUUAGAAAUGGCGCAAGUCGCUCCAGAGGAACAUCAGACAAAAAUGGUAACGAAAUCGUUAAACCUGGAUGACGCGGAGAUAGAAGAGAGUAAACGAGAUUUGAUUACUCGGGAAAUUGGCAAAUUCCGGGAAGUCAUGAAGAAGCAGGAGGAGGAGAAGGCCCAGGUGAAACGAAAGAAGGAGGCUGUCGAAAAAGAGGAACGCGAGAAGCGGGAAAAGGAGCGGCGCGAUAAGCGCGACGACGAUGCCUCCAACAAGGAUGAUCAGGACGGAGAUUCUGGUAGUCCUACAUCUCAUAAAGGUCAUAAUGAUAGUACCAGCAGCAGUAGGAGGGACAAACGUCGGUCUAGAUCUAGAUCUAAGGAACGUGACAGAGAUCGAUUGAGGAGCGAACGAGAUCGAGAUCGAGACAGAGAUCGCGAGAGAGAUCGAGAGCGGGAACGAGAGCGGGAGCGGGACCGGGAUCGCGAAAGGGAACGUGAGCGGGAACGCGAGCGAGAUAGGGAAAAGGAAAGAGAUCGGGAACGGGAGAGAGAACGGGAACGGGAAGAGGUGAGGAAGACCGAGAGGGAGAUUAUGCGCGAGAGAGAAGAAGAAGAAGAGGCGAAAGAAAGGAAGAAGAACGAAAGGCGAGCUAGAGAAAAGGAAGCGGCGUACCAAGAACGUCUGAGGGCGUGGGAAACGCGCGAGCGACGCAAACAGAAGGAGUACGAGAAAGAAGCGGAGAAGCGUCGCGCGAAACGCGAGGCCAGGGAAAGGGAGGCAAAGCGUCUCAAAGAGUUCCUCGAAGAUUACGAUGAUGAUCGUGAUGACGCCAAGUAUUAUAAGGGCAAGGAGUUGUCCCGACGGCUCGAGGAACGGGCGUUGGAAGCUGAGGCGGACUCGCGAGAUCGUUGUGCGGAACGUCAGGAGCUCCAGCGUCUACGUGAAAAGUUGUACGCGGACGCCUCUAAUCCGGAUCCAGCUGCAGAGUUUGAAAGGUUGAAAGCUGAAAGAGAGGAACAAUAUAAGCCUAAACCAGUAAUUACUAUAAUCGACGAAGAGGAUGAAAAGGCGGCGAAGAAAGAUAAGGAAGUCAUGCCACCGAUCGAAACCGAGCCAAUAGAGAGCGAUAGCGACGACGGCGUGCAAUUCGACGACGCUUCCCAGCCAGAAGUACCAUCGAGAACGCCGCCGCGACAUCAUCAUCAUCAUCGUCGGCAUCACAGACACCACCAGAAUCAUCAUCGCGACGGCGAGGAGAAUCAGGAAGGACUCGUAGAAGCGGACCGAGAAAGCCUAAAAGAUGCACGGCCAUCGCCUGCGCAUCAAUCGGCCGCGACACCUGCUCAAUCCAUUCCGCCGUCACUGGAUGAAGAUUCGCGUAUGUCUCUUGUCAGUGAACCAGAAAAGACUAGUGGCAGUAAUUUUGUUCCGUUUGCUAUGGGAAGUGGAGGCAACCGUGCUAACGAUCACGGUGUCGGUAGUAAAACGCCAGUCAGUCCCAGCACUACUGCGAAUGCAAAUUCACAGCAGGCGAAUCAAACGCGGAAGAAGGGUCGCAUUGACGUUAAAGAUGUUUUUAAUAACGACGAUGAUGACGAUGCUGCCAAUAACGCGAAGAAACGUAAACUUGUACCUUUAGAUUACGGUGACGAGAAGAAAAAGAAAACUGAGGAUGCCACAAAGCCAGGAAAAGAGGAAAGUACAAAAAGCCAAGAAGAAAAACGAAAGCACAUAAAAUCUCUCAUAGACAAAAUACCUACCGAUAAAAACGCAUUAUUUGGUUAUCAACUUGAUUGGGCAGUCAUUGAUAACACACUAAUGGAGAAGAGGAUAAGACCUUGGAUCAAUAAGAAGAUUAUUGAAUACAUUGGCGAGCCCGAACCUACUUUAGUGGAUUUUAUCUGUAGUAAAGUAAUGGCGGGCAGUUCUCCUCAAGGCAUACUUGAUGAUGUACAGAUGGUACUAGACGAAGAAGCGGAAGUGUUUGUAGUUAAAAUGUGGAGGCUACUAAUCUAUGAAGUGGAAGCGAAAAAAAUGGGUUUAGUGAAGUAAAUGGAACAUCGUCCGACAACAAUCCAUUAACUCAUGGCAAAUAUUGUAUACUAUAUGUGCCGAUGAUUACAAAAGUGGGUUAAGUAAAACAUUUUUUUAAAUUGAUUUUAUCACUUAUUUCGUGUUAUAUCGAUCUGUAAAGUCAAAAUAUCUUAAAAUAAAUAAUUAUUAAAGUUUUUUAUUUGGUCCACUUUUAUAAUCCGGUACAUAUAUUACAAUCGAAUCAUUCGAUUCUUAAUUCUCCCUCUAUUCUUAACUAUCCCUUAUUUUUAAUCAGCUGAUAUUAUAUAAACCUUCCUCCGAUGCUUUUCUCCACUAUUUCAUAUUUACCUAAUAUGAUCGUAUGACUACGCCAUCAUGUGAUUAUGUGAGGAUGCAUAGAAUGAAAAUGUUAUACUAAAAUAUGAUGAAAUGUUUUGUGUGUGUGCUGUUAGGAUAAGAAUGGAGACUGAGGGGAUAGUUUAGAAUAGAUUGUUCUGUUAUGAGUUAUGAUUCGACUGUACAUAUACAAUUUCUUUACUUUCAACAAAGGAAAUGUUUAGAGACCUACGUACCUAUAUGCAAUUUAUUGUCGUAUUAUAAGAACAUUUUCCGAAGCGGGAAACACAAGUGUUGUUCAAUCAAUAGGUGGUCUAAGUGUGUAGUAAUUAUAGCAUUAAAUAAACUUGUAAUUACGAUUUAUAAUA
Molecule: messenger RNA, 3712 nt
Organism: Linepithema humile (Argentine ant)
Lineage: Eukaryota; Metazoa; Arthropoda; Insecta; Hymenoptera; Formicidae
Source: RefSeq, a predicted model, not a curated record